This is a messenger RNA of Colossoma macropomum (tambaqui), 1326 nucleotides long. Its product is annotated as HERV-H LTR-associating protein 1. The transcript is spliced from 14 exons. The record is from RefSeq and is a predicted model, not a curated record. NCBI's taxonomy places the organism in Eukaryota, Metazoa, Chordata, Actinopteri, Characiformes, Serrasalmidae. The coding region runs from base 79 to 1326 and encodes 415 amino acids.
GAGAGAGAAAGAGAGAGAGUGGACGGUAAGCAGUGUGCUGUCUGUCUCUCAGAGUGUCUGUGUCUUUCUCCUGCAGUGAUGGCCAAGUUCAAACUAAGCCAGUGUGUCUACAUAAGAGUCAGUGUGGCCAUAGUAACUCUACUGCCCAUUUGCAUAACAGUGGUGAGGCACGGCCAACUGGAGCAAAGAGAAAAACGAAGCAUUCUAGCAUCAACAGAGAUUCCGGCGGAAUACAUUGACCCUGCCUCCAUAGACCUCACUCCGUUAGUAAACACACUCAUCAAUGCUGCACACAAAGGGUCCCAGCAUCUGUUCUCUGUUCUGAGUGUCACGUCACACAGCUCUAUUGCGCUGCACAAACUCACCCUGCUGGUCUACAACAUUUCUGAUUUUCAGGACAUUGAGAGCAGUUUGUUUCCCAUGAGAUACUGCUACUGUGUGACAAACAAAACCAAUGACCUCACAGAUUUUACAGCUAUCCUGUUGGAUGUGAUGGGGAACUCGACUAGUUAUUUACAGGAGCUGUUCAAAUCCAGCUCUAUCCUCUCAGUUAGCCAGAAGAACAGCUCAGACUGCAUCUACAUCUGUGUAAUGGCUGGAAAAACAGACAGAGAUCUGUCGCAGCUGUGGGAUUCUGUUCCUCCACUCUUCAACCACACCAUUAUAGAGGACACACACAAAGGUACCCCUAAAUCUUCUACCCUAUCCCCUGCUGUUUCUAUAGCCACGCAACCCUCAGUUGUCACCAUGACAACUACACCUGUUGUUUCCACUGUAACCGAACAUUCUGCUGUUGCUUUGAGAACUGUGGAUACCAGCGGCCCCAUGUCAACUGUGCAAAGUACCUCCGAAACCAUACCAACUACUGUUCCCAUAACACCCGUGCCUUCUAGUGUUAGCAUGGCAAUAAAACGACCCACUCCUGUACCGAUGACAACUCGGCCUACUACUGAUACCACGACAACCACUCCAGCUACCACCAAAGGUCCGCCAACAGACAAACCAGGUUGCCCAUGGAGAUCAGAACUUUUCUAUAGAGGAAGUCAGAGAGAGGACCUUAAGGAUACUCUGAAUGAGGACCUGAGUGGAGACAGUCCAACGGUCAGCGCGAUAAAGCUGCAGCCAUGUGUGUUCGAGCUGUGCAAGUUUUUCUCCCAGUGCCUCUGCAGAGGGUACAGCCACAAAACCUCUCUGCAGAGCUAUUGCAUAGACAGCCAUUUCUGGUAUGAAAAGCACACAGUAGAGGUCUGCAGUCGUGUGAGAAGAGUCGCCUUCUCCAGGAAUCUGAAGCAGAAGUGCCUGGCAAGGAUGUGUGUGAAGAUGUGA